AUGUCUGACAACAAAGAUCAGACCACGCAAAAGGGGGAAGAAUCAAAGCCGACUUCAGACACAACCGCAAAGUCAGAAAAGAAUGAAAAAGUUGAAUCGAGCACGAGUCGAGUUGAGAAUCCUCUCGCGGGUGUAACCGCCUUGCUGGAGCGUUACGGUUACCAACUUGGAGAUAUUCUUGGUAAAGGAUCCUAUGCGGUGGUGAGAAAAGCAUACUCUAGAAGGCAUAAGAAGAACGUUGCUGUGAAAAUAAUAUGCAAGAAGAAGGCACCGGAGGAUUUUCUAUCCAAAUUUCUUCCGCGUGAGAUAAAAGUGCUGAAGAGAUUACACCAUCCCCAUGUCAUUACACUCAUAGAAGUUAUCGAGACAAACACACGAAUGUACAUCAUCACUGACUUGGCCGAGAGCGGAGAUCUGCUGGAGUUUAUAAGAAAGAACGGUGCUAUACCUGAAACAACUGUUAAGCAUUUGUUUAGACAACUAGUUACAGGAAUCACCUACGUGCAUAGUCAAGAUGUAGUGCAUAGAGAUUUGAAAUGUGAAAAUCUCUUAUUGGAUAAAGACAAGAAUAUUAUUAUAUCUGAUUUUGGGUUUGCUCGAGACAACCUGACCUCGGCAACGGGGAAAAGGAAACUUUGUCAUACCUACUGUGGUUCUUAUGCCUAUGCACCUCCUGAAAUAUUAAAAGGUAGUGUGGUUCAUAAUGUUAACUUAUUUAUGGGCUUUUGUAUCUAGAUACUCCUAUUUUUUUUUUCUGCCUUUCUGCUAAAGACUUGUAAGCCAGUUGUCACCUGAACCACCUGAUCAAGAAAAAAAACUCGUACGUGCGCGCAUGAUAAUCAUCUCUCCACCCUAGCCUCUUCCGCAGGCUUCACUGUCCUGUUUUUAAUAGAGAACGAGUGUGAGAAUGCGGAGAGAAUGAAGAGUGACAGUGAUGGCAAACUCCACCAAAUUUUUUCUCUUUUUCUCGUCCUCAGACUCCUCUCUCUCAGCGGAGUUGGCUGCGGAGGAGGCUAUCUCCAUCCAUAGUCUUAACUUCAAAAUUCACACGCGCGCAACUUUGUGUCUAUACACACCCUGAUGUUCGACCAUUAGUAUGCUCUCAAGCUAAGAUGAUAUCCUUUGGCGGACCGACAUCCAUUAGACUGCGAGCAGUCUCUCUUUUGUUCGAAAAUCUGUGAGUGAGAGNGAAAAUCUCUUAUUGGAUAAAGACAAGAAUAUUAUUAUAUCUGAUUUUGGGUUUGCUCGAGACAACCUGACCUCGGCAACGGGGAAAAGGAAACUUUGUCAUACCUACUGUGGUUCUUAUGCCUAUGCACCUCCUGAAAUAUUAAAAGGUAGUGUGGUUCAUAAUGUUAACUUAUUUAUGGGCUUUUGUAUCUAGAUACUCCUAUUUUUUUUUUCUGCCUUUCUGCUAAAGACUUGUAAGCCAGUUGUCACCUGAACCACCUGAUCAAGAAAAAAAACUCGUACGUGCGCGCAUGAUAAUCAUCUCUCCACCCUAGCCUCUUCCGCAGGCUUCACUGUCCUGUUUUUAAUAGAGAACGAGUGUGAGAAUGCGGAGAGAAUGAAGAGUGACAGUGAUGGCAAACUCCACCAAAUUUUUUCUCUUUUUCUCGUCCUCAGACUCCUCUCUCUCAGCGGAGUUGGCUGCGGAGGAGGCUAUCUCCAUCCAUAGUCUUAACUUCAAAAUUCACACGCGCGCAACUUUGUGUCUAUACACACCCUGAUGUUCGACCAUUAGUAUGCUCUCAAGCUAAGAUGAUAUCCUUUGGCGGACCGACAUCCAUUAGACUGCGAGCAGUCUCUCUUUUGUUCGAAAAUCUGUGAGUGAGAGUAUUUGAGCAGCGUGCAGUUGUUUGCUUUAUCGCCCUAAGCGUGAUGUUGCUUACACGCAGAUCUUCCCGCUCUUGGAAAUUGCUUCGUAUUCUUUCCCGUGCUUUAGAUUUUCUCAUGGUUUUAGGAUAUAUAUGAAUAAAGUUUGCUACACAAGAGUUUAUACCAGCAAUACUUUGUGUUGCUGAUUCAUUUCUGCAGGGUAAAUAAUUUUUUUACUUUACUUUACUUUUCGCCAGUUUUGCUGGCAUUUUCCCAUGUUUGGCACUAGUUACGUGUUCUCACGUCUAACAACGGACUGCAAAUUUGUUUUAAUUAGGUCUUGGUAAAGUUUUGAGAUUAAAAAAAAAUAGCAGAUUGAAACACUCGCAAGAGAGAGCGAGAUCAUUUUGGGUAUAGAGGGCGGUUUGCUUAAAUUUAGACAACAAACUUUUCUAUUGUUUGCCAUCUGUUUAGGUAUAGCUUAUGACGCGACACUUGCGGAUGUAUGGAGUAUGGGCGUGAUUCUAUACACCAUGAUUUGUGGCCGUCUUCCGUUUGACGACUCCAAUUUACGGAGCCUUCUGCAACAGGUUCACCGUAGAGUGAACUUCCCUUCUAAGGUUAAAGUACCUGAUUCAGUCAAAGCCGUUAUUCACAAAAUGCUACAAUGGAAUUUAGCAGAGAGAAUAACAGUGGAACAGCUCCAGCAAGAGCCUUGGCUGUCCGACGAAGAGAACGCAUCUGAAAAGGACACGUGA
Messenger RNA from Porites evermanni, 2576 nucleotides. Lineage: Eukaryota; Metazoa; Cnidaria; Anthozoa; Scleractinia; Poritidae. The record is from the annotation of a GenBank genome assembly.